CUGACACCCAGACCACUUCAUUGAGCUGAAGUGGUCUGGGUGACUAUAGUGUCCCUUUAAAGGGUCUGCGCAUUGCAUGCCUUAACAGCACAAAGGAGUUAAAGGAACUCUAACCAACUAUGGCUGCAAAAAUAAAGCAAUUUAACUCCUACAUGACGGAAUUGAGCAGUGAGACUGCAGGGGCAUGAUAUAUACACCAACACGUUUGAGCUAUCCUUUAGCCGCAUCCAUUCGAAUUGUUUUCUUUUCUUGCAGAUUUCACCAAUUGUCGCAAGGAUCCCAAAAGCAGAUUUUUAUGUCUUGGAAAAAUCUGGCAUUCCUAUUCAGAACAGCAAUCUAUUUCCAGUGACUUUACACCUGCAUAUGGUAGAAGCCAUGCUGUACAGCUUACUGAACACACGGUACGGGGCAGACGAUAAUCACUGUGUGGUUAGUAUGGGCCGUUCAAUUGUAGGUAAACAUUUUGCCCUCAUGGUUGGGGAGUCCCGGACAAGUGGAGUCGAUAUCGUAAAGCAGUUACUUUUGGAACCGGCUGUUCCGGGAAAAUCCUGGGUGAAAUUUUUACCAGACAUUAUCCUCCACUACAGAGGUCAGUUUCAAAUGAGAAGACAGAAGAGGAACGAGGAGCUGUGUGAUGCAUUAUUACAAGCCAUUACCUUCUAUGACCUAAUUGUGACUUAACAUUUUUUUACACAAAUCUUUCCUCUGUGGCUUCUAAUAAAGGAAAAGAUGGUAUAACCAAGGUGAUAAAUCCACAAUCUAGAAUGGUGGCCCCCUUUUCUGCUUGAACUACUUUACUUUUUAAAUGAAAGGGUAUGGAACUGAAUAUGAACAUUUACAGCCAUGACAAUUUGAACUACACAUCUGUACAAUGUCUACAUUCUCAGUUCCCAUCAAGACUGAGUAUUUGUUCACAUAAAAAUUAAAUAAAGUCAUGUUAUGUGAUCUGCUGUGAAAGUCUUUAGCGCCUUCUCCUGUUUCAUUGCCGCACACAAUCACAUCUUGACACUGGCAAGACUAUUCACUAGACUCCAAAUUAUUAAAAUGUGAAUAGAAAAAUGAAGUGGGGAGAAGAUGACAUCUAACUUUGCUCAAGUUACAGCUAGGCUACUUUAUCCUCAAACUUUC
Molecule: messenger RNA, 1128 nt
Organism: Pelobates cultripes (western spadefoot toad)
Lineage: Eukaryota; Metazoa; Chordata; Amphibia; Anura; Pelobatidae
Source: the annotation of a GenBank genome assembly